Messenger RNA from Linum tenue, 1096 nucleotides. The record is from the annotation of a GenBank genome assembly. NCBI's taxonomy places the organism in Eukaryota, Viridiplantae, Streptophyta, Magnoliopsida, Malpighiales, Linaceae.
AUGGCGCCGGAGUGCGAUUUCAACAACUUCUUCGCGACGGGGAGCUGCGAGGGGCAGAAGGUGGUGGACGGAGAGACGAUGCCGCUGGUGCUGGAGCCGGCCGACCCGGCGAAGAACGACGUCGUAUCCCUGGCGGCGGCCCUGAGGGAGGACAAGGAGUGGUUCGACGGCCUCAUCACCAAGCACAGCGCCGUCCUCCUGCGCGGGUUCGACGUGGGGAACGCGGUGAGCUUCAACGACGUCGUGGAGGCCUUCGAGUGGGCCGACAUCCGGUACGUUGGGCCUGCUCCACGGACCCACGUCCACAAGCGGGUCUGGACCGCCAACGAGGGCCCGCUCUCCGACUUCAUCUACUUCCACCACGAGAUGGUCCUGAUGAAGGAGUUCCCGAAGAAAGUGGUACUGUUCUGUGAGGUUCCGCCGCCGGAAGGCGGGGAGACGCCAUUUGUGCCGAGCUUCAAAGUGACGGAGAAGAUGGUGGAGGAGUUUCCGGCGGAAGUGGAGGAGAUAGAGAAGAGAGGGCUGAAAUACACGUUCUGUGCCCCAGGCAGAAACAAUUCUACCUCCAUGAGAGGCCGUGGCUGGGAGGAUGCUUUCGCCACUGCCGACAAGCAGCUGGCUCAAAUAAGAGCCAGGGCUCUGGGGAUGGAAAUCGAGUGGCUUGAAGAUGGAGGCGCGAAGACAAUACUGGGGCCAAGACCUCUGACGAGGGUGUUUGAAGGGAGAAAAGAGAGGAGGAUGUGGUUCAACACUAUCGUGGGAAUGCAUGGGAAGGAGCAGAGCUCGGCAACAAUGGAGGACGGGACGGAGUUGCCACUGAAGUUCGUGAAGAGGUGUGAGGAGAUCAUAGAGGAAGAGAGCAUCCAGUUCAAAUGGCAGAAGGGAGAUGUUGCCUUCUUCGAUAACUGGGCUUUGCUCCAUGGCAGGAGGCCUUCUCUGCCUCCGAGGAAAGUGCUUGUCGCCACUUGCAAGUGAUAAAUGAUCUCUUAAAUAUUACGGACCCCUGAGAUGAUAUGCGUGUAUGUAUGUCAGGGAUUUCAUGGUGUAGCUUAUAUAUUUUAUUUUACUUUUAUAAAGAUGAAAAGAUAUAGUUGAA